Suncus etruscus (white-toothed pygmy shrew) is the source of this 1584-nucleotide messenger RNA. It is a transcript of the gene BTBD16, whose product is annotated as BTB domain containing 16. The transcript is spliced from 15 exons. The record is from RefSeq and is a predicted model, not a curated record. NCBI's taxonomy places the organism in Eukaryota, Metazoa, Chordata, Mammalia, Eulipotyphla, Soricidae. Bases 1 to 1584 code for a protein of 527 amino acids.
AUGGAGCCCACAACUUCUGAAGAGGCCCAAGAGAACUUCCUUGCCAAAGACCUGGCGGGAAGGAGAAGGGGACCCCCAGAUCCCAGACCCCUGAGGGACCGCUACAGCAUCGGUAACUCCAAUCGCUGGCGCUUUCACAAGGAGCAGUUCUCGGGGGACCUGCUGGGGCUGUCCCAGGUGUGCAAGGCCCUCAAUGUGGACUUCGACGAUCUUCUGAGGAAGCCGGAGGGGUGGUGCAUUUCCCAAAUUCAGAAGAUUUUCUCUGACAACCUGAAGAACAAGGCUGCUCAAAAUGGGAGGUCAGAUGUGAUUCUGGAGUGCCUGGGCAUCAGAUGGGAGCUACACCAGCGGCAGCUCUUCCAGUCAGAGACUCUGGCCAGGAUCUACCUGGCAGCCCUGGCUCGCAGCUCGACGAGUCCAAGCAAGGAGCUGGAGAAGCUUCUUCGAGCCCAGGAGCCCAGGAAGAAGAAAGAAAACUCACCAGUGAGAAAGAUCAUCAUUUCCUUGAACCUCAACGACCCGCUGGUCACCAGAGUGGGCUUCGCCAUGGCCCUCAAGCACCUCUAUGGGAAGGACAUGGAGCUGCAGGUGGACGAGCUGGUGAGCGUGCUGGCCUCGGCAUAUGCUCUGCGCCUGGACAGGCUGUUCCAGAGGUGUGUGACCUUGAUGGUCAAUGAGCUUGCACCUAGCACCAUCAACAAUUUCUAUGAGGCUGGCUGCAAGUACAGGGAAGAGCAGCUGGUCGCUGCCUGCGAAAAGUGGUUGGAGAUGAACUUGGUCCCCCUGGUGGGAACGAAGAUCUACCUUCGGAAAAUCCCUCAGGAGCUGCUUUUCAAAGUGCUGAAGUCCCCAAGCCUGUUCACUUUCAGCGAGUACCACCUGCUGAAAACUGUGAUCUUGUGGGUCUACCUGCAACUCAACCACAGAACACAGACAGUUCCGGUCCACGAGAGUAUGCUGGCAUUUUUCCACAGCUUCCCCAAGAAUCUUGCCUUUCUGGACCGGGACCUGGGGAAGGGCCUACUGCCGAUCUUCCUCUGUCUGCGCCUGCACGGGGUCACCCGAGGCAGGGAACUGGAAGAGCUUAAAUACAUGAACUUCUUCCCUGAGUCCUGGCUGGGCAGGGUCAUGGCCAACCAUUACAACUCGCUGGAGAAUGGGGGCGACAUGGGCUAUGUGAAGGACCUCACUAGUCAGGCUGUACGCUUUGGUUUGCUCUUCAACCAGGACGAAGAUGUGGCUCACUCCCAAACGGUCGCCCUCUACGGUUUCUUCUUCGAGAUAAAGGGAAUCAGGCACAACCCGACCUCUUACAGUUUCAUCAUGCAUAGAGUCAGACACAGGGACCUGAAGCCAAGCUCGGCCUGCGACUCGGGCACAGUGAGCUUGCGGAGGGAGCGCUUGGUCAGGUACGAGAUCAGUGCCCAGACGCAGGUUGGUGGCGUGUGGCAGGCCUUCCGGACCAGAGAGAUCACCCAGAAGUUCGGCUUCCACCCGCCCUCCUGCAGGAGCCACAUCCUGAAAAUCCAAACUGUGGGCACCCCUAUCUAUGCAAGCUUCUCAUUCUUCUUCCCACUAUCUUAA